AUGGCCGACGCCCAGCCGCGCCGGCCCAAGGCGACGUUCGUGCAGCUGCUGCGCGAUGCGCUCGCGACCGUCGGCAUCGAGUACCUCACGCCCGAGGACAUUCGGCGGGCCAAGACGAGCAGCGUGAGCGCGACCGAGUUUGACGACAGCCACGCGCUCCUGUGCAUUCCUUUCUGGCGUGCGCUGCACGACCUCUGCCUCGUGAUUCUCGCUGAUUUUAACGUGGACGCCAUGGCGGUCGCAGCGCAGUCCCGCGCGCUCUUUGACGAGCCCGACGGGUUUGACGUCUGCGUCGAGGUCGCGCGCUACCAUCUCUACGAGUGGGGCUUUCUCUGCCACGAAUUCUACACGACGCAGAGUCCAUUGACACUGCCGGGCCCAAUUCUUCUGGCAGCGCUCGUCUUCCUCUUUGGCCAAAGUCACUUGUUUUCGCGCCAAGCGACGGCGAUCGUGCGGCGACAGCUCGGACAGAGCCAUGUCCACUUGCCUCCGUACCCCGACGCACCGCCAUUGAUUGCAUCGCACGUUCAAGAUACGUUUGCGAUGGCCGCGCGGCGCACCUCGCACAUUCGGGCCCCGUGCUCGGAGUGGCAUGCGCUGCAGAAAGCGCACAAGACGCUUCUCACUCGGAUUCGAACGUCGCAGCUCGCACAACUGGGCACCAGCAAAGUGUUGAUGGACGACGAAGGCAUCGCGGCGAGUGUGCUCAGUCCAUACGAGCUCUGGCUUCUGCAGCACCCAGAGGAGCUGAGGCUGCACCGCGCCGCGCUCGACCAACGACUACAAAAUUAUGCGGAUGAAAAGCAAUUUUACCAGUGGGCGAUCGCUGCCGUGACCCAAGGACUCAAGGUGCUUCCACCAGUCGGUGAGCGUGAAGAGCCUCCCCCGCCACAGGCGUUCGAGGCCGUCGUGGCGUCGGCCACUGCGACCAAUGCUGCGUGGAAAGCGCGCCUACCAUUGUACAAGACCGUGUGCUUGCACUGGAAGAGCGGCAUCUCGGCCAAGGAGAAAGCCAAAUUCAAAACCAAGAUCGAGGCCGCGACUGCUAAAAUGACGGACGAGCUGCCAGUGGUGGGCCUCCUCUUCACGCCUAUCAAGCCCAAACCAAUCCAAGCAGCGUGCGCUCUUCAGUUUGCCUUCACCCCUAUGCGCUGCAAGCUCAUGUCCUUGCCACUGCCGAUCGAUUGA
Saprolegnia parasitica CBS 223.65 is the source of this 1188-nucleotide messenger RNA. RefSeq lists its product as hypothetical. Bases 1 to 1188 code for a protein of 395 amino acids. The record is from RefSeq and is a predicted model, not a curated record. The transcript is spliced from 9 exons. Lineage: Eukaryota; Oomycota; Saprolegniomycetes; Saprolegniales; Saprolegniaceae.